Toxorhynchites rutilus septentrionalis is the source of this 1559-nucleotide messenger RNA. RefSeq lists its product as uncharacterized. The record is from RefSeq and is a predicted model, not a curated record. Lineage: Eukaryota; Metazoa; Arthropoda; Insecta; Diptera; Culicidae. The transcript has 3 exons. The coding region runs from base 143 to 1459 and encodes 438 amino acids.
AAUUAACAAAAAAUUCGUCAUAUAUACCAAUCUUUUUGGAGAGUGUAUAAGACUAAUUGACCCACCUUCAAAAAUCACUUGGACACACAGAAAAACCUGUGAAAGGAAAACUAUCAUAUUGUUGAGUUUGAGCGGUUUGACAAUGACAUCUUUAGAGACAAGCACAUCUGAAACCGAACCAACAGUGAUCCUGCCGGCGGAAUCCACGGAUACUGGCCAGGAACUACAACAAAAUGUUUACAUCAAAGCUGAACAAGAGGAGGAAUCAGUGCCGGAAGAUUUAAAGGAUUUCGUUGUGUUAGAUGAGGCAGAAAUUACGGAUUCCGAGAAUGAAAGUGUGGAUUCCAAUGGCGAGACGAUACAGUGGGACUGCCCGGCGCAUCUUCUCGCUCCACGAACGUAUUCUGAUAAAGAUUUUUCGCCAACCACUCUGGAUCCACGUUGCAAGCCGGACUGGCCAUUAGCGGCUUUCUGGCCGGUAUAUGUUGGCAACUUUCGACUCUACCGGCGACAUGAUGGAGAUUACAAUUGUACGCAUGCAGUUCAUAAGUACUUUGCUUCGAAGGGCAUUCCGGCUUUCAUGGUGUUCCGGCGGAAGGACACUUUCUUCGAAGAGUACCAGAAACGUGUCGGUUUUUACGAUAUGUUGGUGUACUUCUGUUGCGAAAAAGAUGCCAAUCGGGCUGUGCAGUGGUGUCAUCGGGAUCGGUACUAUGGCCACCACUUGAAUGUGUGCAACGGACGCACACCGGAUUUCUUUCCGAAGCGUAAAUCGUGGCGUUUCGAACAUAUGAUAGUGGAGGAUAAGCUGGAAAGCGAAACAAGUCUUGAGCACUAUCUACGGCAAUACGAUGGCGUAAAAUAUGUUUCCAAACAGGAUUUGGAUGGUGUUUUCGUUCAGUUUUAUCGAGUAUCUCGACAUGGGUUUUCAGAUGCUUUUCUAGACGAUGAACGUUUUCUCGCGAUUCCUAUUGAUGACACCGUUAGAAAGCAACGUUUCAUCGAACAAGAUGUCGAGGAUGAAUUACGGAAAAAGAUAGCAGAGAAUGAAAAAUUCAUGCGUUUGCGGCCGAAACGCCACAUGUUAGAAUCUUUGAAGCAUGGAGUUAUCCCGCCUAUGAGGCGGCUUUGGGAACAGGAUGAAAUAGAGAACUAUCAGUUCACGCAUGCAGGGGAAGAGCGACAGCGUUUCCAAAGAAAGCGGCAUAUGUUUGAUCGCUUCGUAGAUAGGGAUGAUAUGGUACAUACGAAGAGACCGUUUAUAAAACAUUCGGCUAGCAGAGGGAAAUGGAUGAAUCAUCAUAGAACCACAGCUUUCAAACAUCGAGGGAAUCACGCAGCAGCUCGCGACAAACGUAAAACAAUCAUAAAGCAAGAGAAUCAAAAUGCCAAAACAGAGAAAGACGAACUAAAGAGUGAAAUGACAGAUUCGAAGACUGUGGUUAAAGACGAGAAGUAACUUUUUGGCGUUUUUUCCUCAAAUCAAUUCAGCUGGCAUUUUCCGUCGAAUCGUGUAAAACCAAUUAUGUUGAAUAAAAUAAAUACCUUUUGAUUUCUAA